Sparassis crispa is the source of this 510-nucleotide messenger RNA. RefSeq names its product carbonic anhydrase. The transcript has 5 exons. NCBI's taxonomy places the organism in Eukaryota, Fungi, Basidiomycota, Agaricomycetes, Polyporales, Sparassidaceae. Gene Ontology annotation, molecular function: carbonate dehydratase activity; zinc ion binding. Bases 1 to 510 code for a protein of 169 amino acids. The record is from RefSeq and is a predicted model, not a curated record.
AUGUCUGCACACCUCGAUUUUGAAAAAGCAAACGAGAAAUACGUCGCUGGAUUCGGCGACAGGGCACAUUUGCCCAUCCACCCAGGCAAGAAACUUGCAGUCGUUACUUGUAUGGAUGCUCGCCUGAAUGUCUUCGGACACCUUGGCAUCAAGGAAGGAGAGGCUCAUAUUAUCCGCAAUGCUGGUGGCGCCGCCAAAGAUGCUCUGCGUAGUAUCAUCAUAUCACAGCGCUUGCUGGGCACUCGCGAGAUCGCUGUGUUCCAUCACACCGCGUGUGGCAUGCUCACGUUCUCUACCCCCCAGCUGCGCACCCUUGUCAAAGAAUCUGACCCGACCAACGUUGCGCUCAAUGCAGUCGAUGAUGUCGAUUUUUUGGAGUUCGGUGAUCUGGAGAAGAGCGUCAGGGAGGACGUGACGUUCCUCCGAGAGAACCCCCUUGUCUUGCCCGAGACGAAGAUAACAGGGUGGGUGUACGAAGUCGAAACUGGCAAGGUGAGACAGAUUGUCUAA